This is a messenger RNA of Aspergillus thermomutatus, 522 nucleotides long. RefSeq lists its product as uncharacterized. The transcript has 3 exons. Gene Ontology annotation, biological process: mannosyl-inositol phosphorylceramide biosynthetic process. The coding region runs from base 1 to 522 and encodes 173 amino acids. Gene Ontology annotation, molecular function: mannosyltransferase activity. The record is from RefSeq and is a predicted model, not a curated record. Lineage: Eukaryota; Fungi; Ascomycota; Eurotiomycetes; Eurotiales; Aspergillaceae.
AUGCAGUUCUGGACGGAUCAGAAAGCACGCGACUUCAUUGCUGCCGAAUACCCUUGGUUCCUCACAAACUUCGAUGGCUACAAAUAUCCAAUACAGCGGGCGGACGCAAUUCGAUACUUCGUCCUAGCACAUUACGGACGAAUUUAUAUUAAUCUUGACGAUACUAAGAACGAAACAACAACAGGGCUGCAACCGCCGGCUAGAUCCGCUGCUCUUGGCCAUCCGCAGGGCCAGAACAUUAAAAUACUGGCCAAUGAUAGCAUCGGGGACAUUGCAAGGCCAGCCGAAUACGAGAGACUCCCGAGGAUGAUCCCCGAGGCAUAUCCCGGGCCGGGGGUGCCGAGAGCUCAAGCUCUGGUCUGGAGAAACAUCCAAGAAGGAGGCGCCCAUGAUGUUCCCCUCGCUGGCAACGAACGCAGAUAUGAGACCAGCGAACAGCCGAUCCUACGCAAGACAUUGCCACCUAAGUUGCAAGAGUUGGUGGACAAUGACGACGACUUUGAUGAGCCCUAUACGGUAUAG